Molecule: messenger RNA, 357 nt
Organism: Dovyalis caffra
Lineage: Eukaryota; Viridiplantae; Streptophyta; Magnoliopsida; Malpighiales; Salicaceae
Source: the annotation of a GenBank genome assembly
AUGAAGCUGUUAGCUCCAGUUAGAGCUGUACACACCCUAAUAAUUUUUCUCAGUGACACUGAGAAAUAUCAGUCGAAAUGGGAUGAGUUUGUUUUACCUGUAGGACAAGGUUUUGAUCACUUCGUCCCUGCAGGUUUAACUCUACCGCUCUACGUCCAGUCAAAAGCUCAAGAAGAACCACUCCAAAUGCAUAAACGUCACUUUGUAAGUUCAGUUUCUCUGGCUGUCAUGAAAAGAGAAAGGCUAAUCCUUAGAUCUGACUUGCUACGCAAAUUUAACCAGGCAAAAAUUUAUGUUUGGGACCGAAGAUUGUUGUGCAAUAAUACUUACUUCGUCAAAGGCAUAGAAUCCAACUAA